Penaeus monodon (black tiger shrimp) is the source of this 1488-nucleotide messenger RNA. RefSeq lists its product as uncharacterized. The record is from RefSeq and is a predicted model, not a curated record. Bases 1 to 1488 code for a protein of 495 amino acids. Gene Ontology annotation, molecular function: nucleic acid binding. NCBI's taxonomy places the organism in Eukaryota, Metazoa, Arthropoda, Malacostraca, Decapoda, Penaeidae. The transcript has 3 exons.
AUGGGGUCAGUAUAUGACCCGCUCGGCUUGUUAGCCCCAUUCACGGUGAGAGCAAAGAUGAUAUACCAAGAGGAAGUGAGACGUCAACGAGGAUGGGAUGAAGACCUUGGCUCACAGAAUUCCGUAAAAUGGAAUGCAUGGCUCAGUGAAUUAAGGGAAUUGGAAGGCUUCUGUGUCAACAGGUGCAUAGUGCCUAUGAAUCUUGGAAAAAUCGGCAGUGUGCAGCUACAUCAUUUCUGUGAUGCAUCCACAAAGGCGUUUGCAGUCGUUUCUUACUUGAGGAUACAAGAUGUGUCGGGCAUCACUCACUGUACUCUCAUGUUGGCAAGAACAAGACUGGCUCCAAUAAAGACAACCACCAUCCCCAGACUGGAGUUGUCGGCAGCAGUCCUGGCAGCCACAUCAGAUGCAACGUGUUCUGGACUGAUAUGGAGACAUGUAAGAUCAGAGCUCAACAAAGCUGAUUCUGCUUCCAGAGGACUAUCAGCUAUAGAGUUAAUGCAAAGAAAGGAUUGGAAGGAAGGGGCAGAAUUUCUCCUCUUACCUGAAGCCUCCUGGCCUCCACCAGAACUUCCUGGGAUUUCAAAUGAUGAUCCUGAAGUUAAGGAUAUGACUAUAUCAUUUGCAGCUGGUACAAGGAAAGUUGCACCUGUGGACCCACUGUUUGAGCGAUAUUCCUCGUGGUACAAGCUGCAGCGAAUUGUAGCAUGGCUACGUAGAUUCUGUUCAGCAUGCAGAAGAAUGUGUUCACACCAGGACUCUAACCUCAGCAUUAUUGAGAUCCAAGCAGCAAGGAUGGUUAUCAUCAGACAAGUGCAAAUGACCUGCUUUGCUGAAGAGUUGGACAUAUUGAAGAGAGGAAAAAAUUUGAAGGCAAGCCGCCUUUAUCGUCUGGAACCCCAUUUGGAUGACCAGGGCAUGCACUCCAGCAGAGAACACACCUUAGCAGAAUUACAUAGGAAAUAUUGGAUAGUGGCGGGUAGGCCCUUGGUUGACCGAAUACUACGUAACUGUUUCACCUGCCGGAGAUUUAAUAGCAAACCCCUGACUCAGAGGCAAGGAGAUGUACCUACUGAGCGAGUUACACCGUUACUACUUCAUGUAGUAUGUGAAAGAUACACAGAGAAGCGAUUUGGUUGUGUCUUUACAUGCUUCAGCGCCAGGGCUGUCCAUAUUGAAAACAUAAAGUCUCUGGAUGCUAGCACCUUUCUCAAGGCACUUAUGUGCUUUAUAGCCCAUAGAGGAACCCCUAUGAAGAUCUACUCCGAUAGAGGAACAAACUUCUUGAGAGCUGAAAAGGAGCUCCGAGCAACAGUUCAUGCCUGGUCUAGGAACAAGUCCAUUGAUGACACAUGUAAACAGAGGGGCAUUGAGUGGGUUUUCCAACUCCCUGCAGCAUCUCAUAUGGGAAGUAGAAGCCACAAUGAACAGCCGCCCUCUUACCGCGAUCCCGGGCGAUGUCACAGAACCAGAAGCUUUAACCCCUAA